Molecule: messenger RNA, 726 nt
Organism: Osmerus eperlanus (European smelt)
Lineage: Eukaryota; Metazoa; Chordata; Actinopteri; Osmeriformes; Osmeridae
Product: sororin-like
Exons: 5
Coding region: 1-726 (241 amino acids)
Biological process (GO): mitotic sister chromatid cohesion; mitotic metaphase chromosome alignment; double-strand break repair
Cellular component (GO): nucleus
Source: RefSeq, a predicted model, not a curated record
AUGGAGGUCAACAAUGAAAAUGUGCAGAGCGUUCUCCCUGUUGUGAAGCGUAACAUUACCGUGAGGAAGAUCGUUCCGAGGAAGACUCAGAUGCCUGCAACAACUCCUGUCCCAUCAGUACGCCGUAGUCCUCGAGUUUCAGCUGAGUGCAACAAGGAGAAUGCCACUAGGUUGUCGGGACCCAAGUGGGAGCGAUCGAGAAUAUCCACCUCCACACCUGCUGCCGCCCCUCUGCCGAAACCCGCCAUCCUCUCCCCGAUCCUGGCUUCCGCCGACCCUCCUCCUGAGCAGCCCCAGGACCCCGCGGGCCUGGAGUGGUCUCAGAAAGUGCGCCGCUCCUACAGUCGGCUGAGUGCCGGCGACCACUCUUUCGCGGGCUCUCCGGUCCACACGCCGUCCUCCCCCACGCCCUGCCGGCGGGAGACUCUCUUCGGCUUCGAGCAGCUCCAGACCCCGCCGGUGGCGGCCAGGAGGGCCAGGAAGUCCGGGGUGCGCACGGACACCUCGCUGUCUGUGUGCGGGGGCUCGUUCUCGCUGCAGGAGGGGAACGGCAGCGUGGCCGACUCGCCCGAGUGUGACCCGAACAUCCCGGGCGUGGCGCUGGUGAAGGAGAAGAGGAGGAGGAAGAAGGUGCAGCAGAUAAAGAUGUCAGAGUUUGACUUACUAGCUGCACAAAUGAAUGCAGAAUUUGUCGAGGCAGAGAGCUUUGACUUGGUGGUGGAGUGA